CGAAAAUAGACUUUGGUUCAACAAAUAAUUAAGCCUAAAAUCUUUCCAGAAUUUUAAAGAUUUCACCACAUUUUUAAACAAUAUAUUUACACAAUUAGUUCUAACUGUAUGACUAUAACAAUUGUGAUUAAGCAUAUCUUCAUCCUAAUUGCCUGGUUCUAUAUAUAAUGGAGAAAUAUAAAAGAAUAAGAAGAAGAGUAGUGUGUGUAUAAAUUAAAGUGUAAAAGGUGGUGAGUGAUUGCAGGUUGAAGUGGAGAUGGCAAACCUUCCAAAUUCAAAGCUGAACGGCGAAGAGAAGAAGGAAAAAGAAGAAAGAGAAGAUGAAGAAAGCUUCUCGCGUGCCAUGCAGCUUGUGGGCUCCGUGGUGCUACCGAUGGCACUGCAAUCGGCGACGGAGCUGGGUGUGUUUGAGGUGCUGAAAGAAGCUGGUGAAGGUGCUAAGCUGUCUGCAAAGGACAUAGCAUCCAAGAUUUCCUGCACCAACCCACAAGCAGCCUCAAUGCUAGAUCGUAUCCUCACUCUUCUUUCCUCUCACUCCAUUCUUCACUCUUCCCUCGUUUCCGACCACCGUCUCCCUCCCACCUUUCACCGCCUCUACACCAUCACUCCCGUCGCCACAUUCUUCGCUCGCAAUUCCGAUGGGGUUUCACUGGGACCCUGGAUGGCCUUGAUCCAUGACAAAAUCUUCCUUCACAGCUGGAGUGAGCUGAAAGAUGCAAUUCGGGAAGGGGGUGUUCCAUUCAACAGGGUUUAUGGCACUCAUGCUUUUGAGUAUCCAAAGUUGGACUCAAGGUUCAAUGAAGUUUUCAACACAGCAAUGAUCAAUCACACCACUUUGGUGAUGAAGAAGAUUCUGGAAUCCUACAAUGGUUUGGAGGGCAUAAAAAGGUUGGUGGAUGUUGGUGGUGGACUUGGGAUCAACAUUAGCUUCAUCACUUCAAAAUACCCUCAUAUCCAUGGCAUCAAUUUCGACUUGCCUCACGUCAUUCAACAUGCUCCUUCCUAUCCCGGAGUGGAUCACGUUUGUGGAGAUAUGUUUGAAAAUGUGCCUAAAGGAGACGCUAUUUUCAUGAAGUGGAUACUUCAUGAUUGGAGCGAUGAAGAGUGUGUGAAGGUGUUGAAGAAUUUCUACGAUGCGAUUCCUGAUGAUGGAAAGGUGAUAGUCGUGGAAGCUGUUGUUCCAAAAAUGGCAGAGAGUAAUGACGCUUAUAAGGCAGUUUCACAAAUGGAUGUUGUGAUGAUGACUCAACACGUGGGAGGGAAAGAGCGAUGUGAACAAGAGUUCAUGGAUUUGGCAACUGAAGCUGGAUUCAGUGGCAUCAGACAUGAAUGUCGUGUCAACAUUUACUGGGUUAUGGAGUUCUUCAAGUAAUAUGCUAUGUUCUAUGUCCCUCAUUCAUCUGUUCUAUUUCUAAUGGUUUCUUUUAUGCAUUUUAAAUUAACAGAACAAGCUCAUGGUGUAUUAUACUAAAGCUUUUAUGUGUGAAUGUAAUCUGUGAUCAUGUUCUUCAAA
Molecule: messenger RNA, 1513 nt
Organism: Vigna unguiculata (cowpea)
Lineage: Eukaryota; Viridiplantae; Streptophyta; Magnoliopsida; Fabales; Fabaceae
Product: cathecol O-methyltransferase 1-like
Molecular function (GO): protein dimerization activity; O-methyltransferase activity
Source: RefSeq, a predicted model, not a curated record